UCCAAGCAGCCCUUAUCUUCUCUCUUCUUUUGUUACUCGUCAUUAUUUUCCUCCACACAGACACGUCUUCGAAGAACCAAGUCAAAAAAUGCUCUCAGAUUUCUGAUCCAACCCCUUACCUGCCAAUUAAAAAGCAUAAAGUUUAGUUGAUUUUUCUUUAUCUUACUCAAAACCAAUUCCUCUUUAUCUACCCCAAAACCUCCAAUAUCUCUAUCUCCGUAAUCCAGAUCGGCGAUGUUGAGAGUGAGACCGGCGAUGGAUUUUCUUGUCCAUGACCCAGAUCGUUGCUCUGAUUCUCGGUAUGAUUCUUUCUGUUCUAUGGGUAUGAGAAAGCCAAGGGUAAUGUUAUUGUGUUAAAAUGGAGUUCUCAUAAAGCUCUACGUCCAUUCUCUUUUAGUACUCCCUUUUCUAUAAAGUUUUCAAUGGCUUCCGCGAGCACUCAAAAAGCCUGUACAUAUUCAUCAUCGUUAUCUUCUUUUACACCACCAUGGAAAUACGAUGUUUUUCUGAGUUUCUAUGGUGAGGACACCCGUAAGAAUUUCACAGAUCAUUUAUAUACCUCUUUGAAACAAAAAGGCAUCAACGCUUAUAGAGAUAACGAAAAACUUGAGCAAGGAACAUCCAUUGCUUCAGGACUCAUGAAAGCAAUAGAAGAAUCCAAGUAUGCUAUUAUUGUUAUUUCAGAAAACUAUGCCUUUUCAAAGUGGUGCUUGAAUGAACUUGUCAAAAUUCUUGAAUGCAUGAAAGACAAGGGGCUGAGAGUUCUGCCUGUUUUCUACCAUGUAAAACCCUCUCAUGUUGGGGAUCAGAAUGGGACUUUUGAGAAAGCGUUCCUUAAGCAUAAAGAAGACCCCGAGGUUAGCAUAGAAAAGAUACAAAAGUGGAGAGCUGCGCUGACAGAAGUGAGCAAGAUCUGCGGGAGGCAUUUAAUUGAUAGUUAUGAAUCAGAAGAUAUCCAGGAAAUCACAAAAGGCAUAUUUGAUGAAUUGAAUCGUGAAUUCCCAGAUUUUUCUGAGCACCUUGUUGGAAUACACUCACGUGUGACGGAAAUGAUGAACUUAUUUGGUACAAUGUCAGAUGAUGUUCAUUAUAUAGGGAUCUGGGGAAUUCCUGGGAUUGGUAAAACCACUCUAGCAUAUGUCAUUUAUAACAAAAUUCGUCAUCAAUUUGAAGCUAGCAGCUUUAUUUGUAAUGUUAGAGAAACAGUUGAAAAACAUGAUCUAGUUUAUUUACAAAAGCAACUUGUUUCUGAGACCCUCAAGGUAAAAGAAGUAAACAUAUGGAACCAUCGUCAGGGGAUCAAAGUCAUAAAGAAGAGACUACUCAAUAAGAAGGUUCUUAUUGUUAUUGAUGAUGCUGACAAAGACGAACAAUUACAGGCAUUAGUAGGGAAUCGUGAUUGGUUUGGUCUAGGGAGUAGGAUCAUUAUCACAAGUAAAGAUAAGCACUUGCUAGAAAGGCAUCGCGUGGUUACCAUACAUAAGGUUAAUGGAUUAGAUAAUGAUGAAGCUCUGGAGCUCUUUAGUUGGACUGUGUUUAACCAAACCUAUCCUAAAAAAGAUUUUGUGGAUUUGUCCAAUGAUUAUUUGAAGUAUGCUAAAGGGCUCCCUUUAGCUCUUAAAGUUUUGGGUUCUUCCUUGAUUGGUAGACCAAGAAAGGAAUGGGAAGAUUACCUACAUCAAUUAGAAGAAAUCCCUGAAGGAGAAAUUCUAGAUAAACUAGAAAUAAGUAAGAGGGGAUUGAAUGAUACAAAGCAAAAUCUAUUUUUGGACAAAAACCGAGUGGCACAUAUGGAAGGUUUUGGUUGUUACAAGAAUAUAGAAACUCUCAAGGACAAAAUUGUUCAUCAUAAAUCACCUCAAGAGCUUGGAAAAUGUCGUAGGUUUUGUCAUUGUAAUAAGGAUGCAUUUCAUGUACUAAAUAAUGAUAAUGGAACAGGAUCUGUAGAAGGCUCGGUGCUAAAUUCACCUCUACAUAGAGAAAACUUGAAUGCCAAAGCUUUCUCAAAUAUGAAUGGUCUAAGGUUUAAUGAUAUUUGUAAUGUCAACCAUCCUAUUGACCUCAGUUUUAUUUCUAAUAAGUUACGAAUGAUGGAAUUGCAUGAUUAUCCUUUGAACUUCAUGCCAAUGAGUUUUCAACCGAAUAAUCAUGUUGAAUUCAUGAUGCCUCAAAGCUGCAUUGAGCAAUUACCUGAGGAAUUUAGUAAUUUGGCCAAGCUAAGACUGCCAGAUCUUAGCGACUCUAAAGACUUGGUCAAGACUCCCCACUUAGCACAAGGGAUGGAGCUAGCUAAACAGCGUCAAAUCCACCUCAAUGCGCCAUUAUCAUCGCAUGAGACCAGUGAAUUGUUAGGGGAAAAUUUCUUAGCUUCAUAUGAAAAGGCAUAUUCAAUGCUCAAUUUGAGCAGCUCAAAGGGUGAACCACAACCCAUACGAGGAUCAAUUGGAAUGUCCGAAUCUCCACCAUCUCUAGCUGGCAGUCCACCAAGUGAAGAUUCAAGGGAACUUGAGGAUCAGGAGCACAUAGAUGCUUCUAAAAGGAGGUGGACUGAACAAGUGAGAGUUACCACUGGGAUGGGACUUGAAAGGCCUCUUGAUGAUGGCUAUAGUUGGAGGAAAUAUGGGCAGAAAGACAUUCUUGGAUCCAGUUAUCCGAGAGGCUACUAUAGAUGCACUCAUCGAUAUGUCCUAGGUUGUUUGGCUAGAAAGCAUGUUCAACGAUCCGAUGAAGACCCAGCUGUGUUUGUAGUCACUUACCAAGGAAGACACACAUGUACCCAAGCCUUAGCUUCCAGCACAAUACCUCCAUCCCCAUCAUUACCCGUGAGACUAGGGAUGGAGCUAGCUAAACAGCUUGAAAUCCAUCCCAAUUUGUCAUCUUCAUCGCAUGAGGCCCGUGAAUUCUUAGCGGAAAUGAUCUUGGGUUUAUAUACAAAGGCAAUUUCAAUGCUCAAUUUGAGCAGCUCACUGGAUGAGACACAACUCAUAGGAGGUGCAAUUCGAAUGUUCGAAUCUCUAGCUGACGGACUACGAAGUGAAGAUUCAGAUCGGGAACUUAAGGAUCAGAAGCACAGAGAUGUAUAUAGAAACAGAACAUCGCCAAGGUGGACUGUACAAGUGAGAGUUAGCUCUGAGAUGGGACUUGAAAGGGCUCUUGAUGAUGGCUAUAGUUGGAGGAAAUAUGGGCAGAAAGACAUUCUUGGAGCCAAUUAUCCGAGAGGCUAUUAUAGAUGCACUCAUCGACGUGUCCAAGGUUGUUUGGCUACAAAGCAAGUUCAACGAUCCGAUGAAGACCCAACUGUGUUUAAAAUCAAAUACCGAGGAAGACACACAUGUGCUCUCGCGCCUUCUGCCUCUAAAACAAAGCCCGUUCACAGAAGUGCACUAUAGACGUUCUCUUUGGAGAUUUUUUAGCAAAUGUGAAUCUCACCUUUGUGCGCUUUUUUAUAUUUUAUAUUAAAAAAAAAAUUCCUAAAUUGAGUGUUAGCCCUGAGAUCUU
Messenger RNA from Quercus robur (English oak), 3498 nucleotides. RefSeq names its product disease resistance protein RUN1-like. Gene Ontology annotation, molecular function: ADP binding; sequence-specific DNA binding; DNA-binding transcription factor activity. The transcript has 8 exons. Gene Ontology annotation, biological process: signal transduction; defense response; regulation of DNA-templated transcription. NCBI's taxonomy places the organism in Eukaryota, Viridiplantae, Streptophyta, Magnoliopsida, Fagales, Fagaceae. Bases 423 to 3389 code for a protein of 988 amino acids. The record is from RefSeq and is a predicted model, not a curated record.